Molecule: messenger RNA, 5203 nt
Organism: Drosophila rhopaloa
Lineage: Eukaryota; Metazoa; Arthropoda; Insecta; Diptera; Drosophilidae
Gene: Tim17a2
Product: probable mitochondrial import inner membrane translocase subunit Tim17 4
Exons: 3
Coding region: 3793-4482 (229 amino acids)
Biological process (GO): protein import into mitochondrial matrix
Cellular component (GO): mitochondrial inner membrane; TIM23 mitochondrial import inner membrane translocase complex
Molecular function (GO): transmembrane protein transporter activity
Source: RefSeq, a predicted model, not a curated record
UUUCGAUUAACACCCUUAGUGGAAUUACAGUCCUUCCAUUCAUGUCCCUAGGGCCAGAAAUAAAGCAAGGAACCUCGUAUACUAGUCUCCUUAAGAUCUCACAGGCGAGGAAUUUUCCACAACGUCCUUUUUAUAAAAGGGAUUAUGUAACUGAACUGGUAAUGAUUUUUUUAAGUGCAAACAUGUUUCUGUGCACAUUGUAAUGAUCGAUUUGAGCCCUUCGUCUGUGAUGUAUUACGUGCGACGAGGGCGACUGCGGCACGUGUACCACACGCAGCCCUCAAAGUGGGUGGAAGGGUAGCGGAGGUGGGGGGCGCGGCAGGCGCACACGCACUGGUCGGCAGACGACCUUGAUGACGUGCGUCUGCCUACGUAGUUCGCUUUGGUUUCUUUUAUGUUCGAGAUUUAUCGUUAGAUGUUGCUUCAGCUCCAAAUUUAAAAGUGAGUUAAUGGAUAUACAUAUGUAGAAUAAAGUAAACAAUAUUUGGAAACGAAAACUAUUAAGGAUAGAACAACCAAAAUGUAAUAAACAAGAAUAUAAUAAUACCAAACCCUUUUUAAAACUGAAUAGCAAAGAUCAAAAUCAAAUUAUUGCUUAUAAAGAUGUUCCAUUAACUUUAAAAUUUACAAAUGCGGAUACGCGUGCUUUAUUUUCAUAUUGCGAAGACAUUUUUUUAAAUGGCUAAAUUUGUCGUCCAAAAAAUCUAGUUAAACGAUUGUCCGAUUUUUACCGACCCUCAAUUGUGAAGAAUUGGCCGGCUAUCUUAUGGUCGAUGAAUAUUUUUAUUUAGAAAUGACUUGUUAGUCACUAACUGUGACUUAACAAGGUGUGUUCAACACUUUCUCCAGGUAAAGACGAAAUAUCUAUUCAAAUAGACUAACAAGCACAAACUGUUUACGGCCCAUUUUCACAUGCUCUUGUUAAGCUUAUUUUAGUAAUAAUUACCUAAAAGGUCAAAAUUAUUUAAAUUUUAAGAACAAUUUUAUAAAAAAAAAGGUUUAAGACAACUUUAAAAACAAUUUGUAUGUAAUGUUUUACGAAGCACUUUUUUAACUUUUGGGUCUAUAUUAGGUCACUUUGAAACCUUUUCAUCUAUUUGUUGAAAGAAUUGUAAUAAGUACUAAUACAAAAGAUUGUGUAUAUCAAACUAGAGAACUUCCCCUCGAAAGAAAAAAAUCCAUAAAAAAAUUUAAGAAAAUCCGACCAAACUUUGGUGCGAUUGCACAUUUGUUUUAUCUUUAGCCGUAUUAAUAGCGGAAUGGCAGGAUGGAUUAUUGACCUUUCUUAUCAAAUAUUUGACAUUGACAGUCGACGGCGGAUGAAUGCGGUUUUCGCGCGAUCGUUGUUUAUCGAGUUUUGCGCACCGUAUUGUUUAUUUUUCCCGGCGAGUUGCCUGACAGGCACACCAGCAAAUUUAGCACAUUUAUAAACAAUGUCGGAAUUUUGCAAACCUCUGAAAAUGAGAUCGCCGGUCCGACUGCUAAUUGUUUGAUAAAGAACAACACAUCUCGCGGCAGAUUAAAAUCUAAGCUAAGGCAAAUGGCACGUAGGCAAAACGCUCCGGACCACCCUGGUAAACGGACCACCCAUUCCAAGUGAUAAGAAGCUCGAAAAAGAGGCGACGUACACUGGUCGACAAAAUUAUUUAACAGCAAAACAGUCUUGCAAUAGCCCACACAGAUCCACUUUAUCUGCAUUUAAAUUUUUUGUUCCAAAUAUACUUGUACAUAUGGUUUUUCAUACUUUUGAUUUGAUGAGUGUUAAAGAAAAUAGCAAUAUUGUCAUAAUAUGAUGCUUUGACUUAAAAAAUAACAUCCAAACAAUUAUAUUUUAUCGUCUAGUGUUAUUGAUGAUUCAGCCCGAUUCGUUGGAAGUCCAACGAUUGCGAAAGUAUUUUUAUAUAUUGUCUGAUGUGUGCGGUGCAUGUUUGUUGUAUCUGUUAGUGCCGGGGUGAAAAGCAAAAAUAAAUAAAUAAGCGAGUAACAAAGAUUUGAACGCAAUGAACUGCGCAACAGAAUAAUUACAAAGUCAGCACCGUCCGUCCGGGAAAAUGCGACUGUGAGUGCGACUGCAGGUGCUAUCAGAUUGGCUAUGGUCGCCAUAUGCAUUCGACUGCCGGGCACGUAAUGCCAAAGGUAAAUACCCGGCUGGAGAGGUGACAUCUCGCAACGAAGUGCAAAAAUUCGGAGGGAAUCGAAUCGCAAGGUACAAACACUUUUGCGAAUUUGUUUUCUGUAAUUUCAAGUUCUCUUCAGACAAAGAGACAUGCGCUUCACAAAUGGUAAUCAAAAAAAAAAUCGAAAAAAGUUUCUUAUAAUCUUUAAACAUGGAAAACAAAUUUUAUUUCAAAAUAGUUUUUUUAAUACUUUGUUUUUAAAAGUUUUUAGGAUAUCUUAUAUUGUAAAACCAUUAUAAAAUAUUAUUGAAAAUCAUAAAGUUUCUUAAGAUUAAGCUUUUAAAAAUUUGGUCAAUCUUUUAAGAUAAAAAAGUGGAUAAAUGGAAGAAAAAAAUAUUUAGAAAAGUAAGUUUUAUUUGUUUAUUACAAAAACAAUAAAAUUGUUUUUACCAGCUUUAGUUUAAAAUGAUGUGGUUCAAUAUGGCCACAACUUUAAUUUCCCCUGAGUUUACUUUUAAAGCUGAGGUGUUGAUAAAAAAUACUUUUUAGGAGUCUAGAAAUAUAAUGCCAAAGUCCACAAAUAUUUAAAAGAAAAAAUUCCAGAAUUUGUAAGAUACAGCCAUAAAUUGUACCAUUCAUUAUAGAUGAUAUGUCAGCAACGUUAUUAUUUUUUUCUUUCGUGCCGAUUCACAGAACGGGCACGUAAACGCUUAUCGGUAAUUGACUUGAUAUGCAAGUGAGGAUCCCUGAGGGGCGGCACGGGGCCUACGACGAUGAGAAUGCACAUGUUGGGGCCUAAUCUGGGAGUAUACAUUUCGAUUUGCGGACACGAUGUUUCCACAAAUUGCAAACGCAGUUUCAAGUGCACGGUCGUCUUACUUAUCGAAGUACUUGACUCAGUCACAUAUAAUAACUUGUUAUCUGAUGAAAUCAUCACUGAUCAACGACAAGAUAAGCAGCAACAAUAACAUAGAAGAAAGUUGGGAAGGCAAUAGAAUACCAUUGGUUUUAAAAAGGGUUUAAUGUCAGUUUUAUUUCUGUCAAACAAAAGCCUCUUAACGAAGUAAUAAACAGGUUAUGGCAUUUCUUAUCAAAAGUGACGAAAAAAGGCUUAAACAAUAAAUCAAUAUUUUAUUUUAAAACGUCACGCAUCACGUCUGAAAUUUUUGUUUGGACUUGCUUAGAGCUUAAAGAAGUUGGGUCGAAUAAAAUCAUUAACUUGACUUUUAAGUCAUGAUCAUAUUUGCGUGCAGAAAAAUCGCAAUUUCGAAAAAAUAAAAAAAGGCCGUGGUUGUCAUCUCUUAAAAAGUAAGAAUUUAAAAAAUCGUUUGCACACCGCCUAAAAAUAGUUUAUUUUGACAAAAACACGUUUGCCUUAAAAAUAGUUUUUAGAAAAAAUACAAAAUGACUAAGUUUGCCCACCUCUGAACAAGUAAAGUAAAUUACUCUUUUCUUUAGAUCAUCAUAGCAGAUCAAUAAAUUGUAUUGACAUAAAAGUCAAAGAUUUUCAAUUCCUAAAACAAUAUAUACUCAAAAAUCGGACGUUUUCGUUUAAAAGUCAAAAUAUAUAUACACAAGAAUCGCAUCUUCGCCAAACGAAGAAAAGCGAAUAAAUGCUACAAUUUUAUUAAAGGACAGAGACUAUCAAUAUACUAAACGUAUCUAGGACUAGAUCAUGGAGUACAAUCGCCAGCCGUGUCCCAUCAGAAUCAUCGAGGACUGCGGGUGCGCUUUUAUGAUAGGCACCGUGGGAGGAUCGUUGUUCCAGUAUGUCAGGGGUUUCCGUAAUUCUCCGGCCGGUCUACGAAUCGGCCUUUACGGCGGAUUCGAGUCGGUGAAAUUGCGGACACCGGCGAUCGCCGGCAGCUUUGCUAUUUGGGGCGCCACCUUUAGCACUGUGGACUGCUUUCUAAAUUCGUAUCGCCAGAGGGAGGAUUCCUGGAACUCAAUUGUCAGCGGAGCGGCCACUGGCGGAAUUUUGGCAGCACGCAACGGCAUUCGAGCCAUGGCCAACAGUGCCUUUGUGGGCUGUCUCGUCUUGGCCAUGCUGGAAGGAGCCGGAGCAGCAGUGGCCACGAUCUAUGCAGUCGACGGAGAAGAAAUCAAAAGCAUUGAUGUCCAGCCAGCGCAGAAACCUGUGUGGGAAGCUAUAGCAGUGAACUCGGUAAAGCAAACUUCCCCAAAGGGUCAGGACUUGAGCGUGGCCGAGUUUGAGCGGGUACUGUACAAAUGUCAAGCAUACGGAGCCCAAAAUAUGAGUCUGGAGGAUUUGCGUUCGGAUGCAAUGAAGGAUAAGGAAAGGGAUCGGGUGGAGGAGCCAUCGCACUCGCUGCUUGAUCUAGUAAAGCUGGCCAAGAUUAUCUGAUAAGGACUUUCUUUGUAGAGUCAAUAUUUUACUUUCAGUGUGCCUCUUCCAAAUUCUGUGCAUAGAUUGAUAUAUUUUUUUUUAAUUGGGCCAAGGAGCAUUUCAAUUGCAGCGCAUUUUAACAACCUACAAAUCCUUUCAAUAUAUUUGGAAAACAUAUUCGUUAAAGUUUAACCUAAAGGCCUAUUAACUUUAAUUUACGUAUGCAGCAAUAUUUAUUUAAAAACUGAAGGAUUUCCCUUGGUUUAAAGGGAAAGUCUUGCAGGUUAGCCGAGUACUAAGCCUACUCAUCUGCAUUCAAAACAUUUGAAAAAUGUAUUGGGAUAUUUUGUGUUUUUAUUUGUGCAAUUCAUUUGUUUCUAAGUUUAAAAUUUAAAAAAGUUAUGUUUCUUAUAUGGUUUUUUACAUUGCAUUUCUAUAUUUUAUUUACUUAAAUAAUUUAAAACAGGUGUCCUUAUAUUGACUAAGAAGCAGGGUAAAUUUUGGAAUUGCAUGAAGCAUAAAUAAAAUCAAAAUUCCACAGAAAUUGUAUCUAGAUGAUAUCUUACACAUAUUAUAACUGUUUUUGUGUUAUGAGGAUAAGGAUAAUUAAUUGUCCCAUUAUACCUAUGCUUAGAAGCUACAUUAGAUUACACAAAAACACUCUGAAAAUCACAUAUUACAUUCGGAGUUGGCAAUUAUGAAUAUUCCUGGGACUGAUAGAAAUCUACCUUUUUAUCGA